Messenger RNA from Rhinocladiella mackenziei CBS 650.93, 1302 nucleotides. RefSeq lists its product as uncharacterized. Bases 1 to 1302 code for a protein of 433 amino acids. Lineage: Eukaryota; Fungi; Ascomycota; Eurotiomycetes; Chaetothyriales; Herpotrichiellaceae. Gene Ontology annotation, cellular component: plasma membrane. The transcript has 4 exons. The record is from RefSeq and is a predicted model, not a curated record. Gene Ontology annotation, biological process: adenylate cyclase-activating G protein-coupled receptor signaling pathway; cell surface receptor signaling pathway. Gene Ontology annotation, molecular function: G protein-coupled receptor activity.
AUGUCCGAAUACCACUCACAAUUCAGUUCUGGUCAGCUGCGAGCUCUCGACAUUGUUGCCAGGGUUUCAUCAUGCCUCUCACUAACAGGCUCCUCGUUUACCAUUGUGAGCUUUAUCAGCUAUCCACCACUCCGGAAACCAGUCAAUCGUCUGGCUUUCUCUAUCGCCGUGGCCAACAUCUUUGCUUGCCUUGCGUACAGCUGGGGGAGGUACCCUGUUAGAGCCGGAAGAAAUACUGCUUUUUGUCAAACACAAGGCUUCUUCAUUACCUGGUUUGUGAUGACCGAUCCACUCCUAGUCACGGUCAUGGCCUUCAACGUUCUCCUCACAGUACGGACGAAGAGAAAUGCCCAAGAGCUCAAAAAACAAGAUCUCUCAGGGAUCUGUUUUGCAUUCACGGCACCAUUUAUUCCCGCCUUGGUAUUCUUGAUUUGGAGACCUGAUGGUCGUACUGUCUAUGGUGAUGCAACUAUGUGGUGCUGGAUCGCUAAAGAAUCUGAUAUACUUCGACUGGUAGAAUUCUACGUGCCAAUAUGGAUCAUGAUCCUCAUUUCAAUCUUCCUGUUCGCUCUCAGCGGGAAGCAAAUUCUCCUAGUUCGGAAAAAGGUUAAGACCGCUAAGUCUGAAAUGGUUGAGCAUAGGGAACCUCGUCAGGAUCCUUCUCCACGAGACCGCCGCCUCUCCGGUGUUGCGAGAGCCUUCAUGUCGCCGACCCUUAAUCGGGGACCAGGGCCUUCACCGAUGACCUCCAAUACUCCACUGAACCCUUUCCUCAAAGGACUUGAACCUCUAGCCCCCAUACGUUCCCGCGAAGUGCCCGAGCCUCAAGGGCCGUCACUGUUAGGGACGCCUUCCUCUCCACCUAUCGGCCGAUCAGGCUCAGAUCGUGGCCUAUCACGGAGAUCAUCUUCCAGGUUUGACAGAAUUCAUUGGAAAUACGCCAAGUUUGCCUUUCUAUGCACCAUUGUUCUUUUCAUUACCUGGGUGCCCAUAAGCGUCAACAGGAUCUACAAUAACUUCAUUUCUCCCAAUCGUCAAAUCUAUGGACUGUACCUUGCAUCCGCAUUAUGCAUACCACUCCAUGGCUUUGGAAAUUUCGUCAUCUACACCACGACUAGUUGGACCGAAUGUCAAGAAUUCCUCACUUGUUCUACGAACAGGGGAUCGAGGCGACUAUCCAGUAUUCAGCUACCAAAGGAUCACCGAUACCGGGAUAUAUUUCGUCAUUGGAAGGAUAGAAGUGUUGAUUUUGGACAUAGAUACUUCCAAAGUCUGCACCUCAAUAAGAACGACCACUGUUAG